CUGCGUUCCGAGGCGACGUGGCCUGGCACGGCGGAGCGACAUACCGCGUCCUCUCCAAUUCUCUCAGCGCGCUCUCUUCUCUGUCUCUUUCUUUCUCUCUUCCUCCUUCCUCCCCCCUCUCUCUGUCUUUUCGUCUUUCCGCUCCCUCUCACUGGAUCUCUCUGUCGCUCUCCCACUUCACCGCGUGUCCCUGUGCUCCUCUCUCGUCGCUGCCGCCUCCGUCCUUGCGCCUGACUCCUAUCCUUCUCUCCUUCUCUCCGUCCUGCAUCUCGUACGGUCCUCCUUGUCGCUCUAGCACCUGGCUCACGACGCGACGCAACGCGAGCCUCCGCUCCGGAUCGUUCGGUGACUUCGUCUACGCGUCGCCGCUUUCGUCGUCGUCGUCGUCGUCGUCGUCGUCGUCGUCGUCGUCGCGUCGUAUGCGAUAUACAUAUACACGCGUGCGUACGCUACGCGUGAGAAAGAGAGAGAAGGAGGAAUUCGCAGUGCCACGUUUCGAAUCGCGCCCGGUCGCCACUGUGUCGCGCAACGCGCGUGUGCCCGCCGCACGAGGAGUGAACUUGUGCUCGUGCGCGCUCGCGCACCGGAGGAUGCGGAGAACACAGCGGUCGCUCGCUCGCUCGUGUUUCAGUCUAGUGUGUUUGUUCGUUCCGCGGGUGUCAGUGACAUUAUUCUAGUCCAGUAGGUACGUAGUGGUUGGAGAGUACUGCAGUAACGUUGACGCAGGCAGAGUCCUCGCGAUACCGUUCCUCGGACACGGUUCUCCAUCCCCGUGCUGACAGGAGCACGCGACAGACAGGUCGGGUGUUUUUCGAGAAUUCACAAAGUGCCAUAUCGUAGGCGAGGUCGGGCGGAUAUACACGGCGCUCGCUCGCAUUUGCAUACACCGUACGGGCGUGCGCGCGCGCGCACGCGCGACAGGUUGGAAUUCGAAGGUGAGAGAAUCCUUGGCCGAUUCCACGAACAACGACGCGGGAGGGUCGAGAGAAACCGAUCGCGUUCCAGCAGCCGAAGCUGGCGCACGUCGUCGUCGGCGCCGCGGUAAACAGCAGCGCGAUAAUCGGCGGAUGAUCCCGCGUCGAGCAUUCCGUCGCGUCGCCGAGCAACGAAAAUAAGAGAACGAAACAAACGAGAAGCCACUCAUCGAACGAUCGAAUCAAAUACUGGAAGCUCCUCCGACUCGAAGGGUGAACCUCGAGGAAAGGAGAGAGAGAGAGAGAGAGAGAGAGACGGAAAGAGAGACAGGCAGAUGUUUGCGAAAAUACGCUCGAGCCAAGUGUAGCUCACGCUGAAGUCAAAAGGCAAUCGUACGGUGACUGGAUAAGCCAAAGGGACCAGUGCGCGAUUUUGUACACACGGGCGAACGUCGUCGGACGAUCGACGAGAUUGAACGAGUGUUGUUACGCCGCCGAAUAAUCAGCUUGGCGUGCGGCCGAGUUACGAGCGCGUCGUGCUUAUCAGACGCGCGGCGGGAAGCCAGUGUCGGUUCCGCGAUCGCGUCGAGCGCGCGUACAGUGUGUCAUGGUAGUUCGCGUGGCCGGGCAUGAACGUUGAAACUUGCACUCUCUUCUUCGCUGGGACGGCCCGGGGCCCGGAGAAGGACAGGAUGUCGACCCAGGCUUACUACAAGGAGCGGCUCGGUUUCGACCCGGCGGACACCGUGGCCGAGCAUCAGCGCGAGCAACGCUCCCAGCACGGCUACGAGGAGUCCCUCUCCAAGUUCAAAGGUCAGAAUGCAAACGGAUUCUCGGAGGACGGUCCGGGACGGUGGUGCAAUGGCGAUGUCGGGGAACACCGCGCCGGCAACACCCAGGCUUUCUGGGGCUGCUGGGCGAUGUUCAUUGAGGCGCACGACGAACGGGAUGCCAUACAGAAGAAGACCUUUACGAAGUGGGUGAACAAGCAUUUGAAAAAGCACUGGAAGUACGUCAAGACUUACACGUGCCUACACGUGUGCGUCCUUGUGAACAACCAACCAUGCUGUUCCCCCACCGCGAGCCGACAUGUUGGGGAUUUGUUCGAGGAUCUGCGCGACGGCCACAAUCUCAUCUCCUUGUUGGAAGUGCUCUCAGGCGAGCACCUUCCGCGGGAGAGGGGUCGAAUGCGUUUCCACAUGCUGCAAAACGUGCAGAUGGCCCUCGACUUUUUACGCUACAAGAAGAUCAAGCUGGUCAACAUCCGGGCGGAGGACAUCGUGGACGGUAAUCCGAAACUCACCCUCGGCCUGAUAUGGACGAUCAUCCUGCACUUCCAGAUAUCCGACAUAGUGGUGGGCCAAGAACCGAAUGUGACGGCGCGCGAAGCUCUGCUAAGAUGGGCCAGACGUUCGACCGCUCGUUAUCCUGGCGUGCGAGUGACCGAUUUCACCGGUUCCUGGAGAGACGGCUUGGCUUUCAGCGCUCUUCUACAUAGGAAUCGACCGGAUCUGGUCGACUGGAGAACAGCGCGUGCAAGCCAGCCGCGAGAACGGCUCGAUCGGGUCUUCUACGUCGCUGAGCGCGAGUACGGCGUUACCAGGCUUCUCGAUCCAGAAGAUGUUGAUACCCCUGAACCGGACGAGAAGUCUUUGAUAACGUACAUCUCUUCGCUCUACGACGUGUUCCCGGAGCCACCGGCCAUUCACCCUCUAUACGAUGCCGAGGCACAAAGACGAUCUGCGGAGUAUCGCGAACUGGCCAGCUCGCUUCACAUGUGGAUCCGCGAGAAGAUGGCACUAAUGCAAGAACGAUCCUUCCCGCCUACUCUGAUCGAAAUGAAGAAAUUGGCGGCGGACAGUACGAAGUUCAAGAACGAGGAGGUACCGCCGCGAUACAGAGAUAAACAGAGGUUGACAUACAUCUUCAGAGACCUGCAGAAGUAUUUUGAAGCGGUGGGUGAAGUGGACAUGGAACAGGAAUUGCACAUUGAUGUUAUAGACAAGAAUUGGAAUCGCCUAAUUAUGUUACACCAAGAACGCGAGCAGGCUAUUAUAGACGAAAUUAAACGACUCGAACGCUUGCAACGACUUGCCGAAAAGGUACAUCGCGAAAUGAAGACGACCGACAACAGACUGGAGGAACUUGAGAGACGUGUGGAGGACGAAGCUCGCAGACUCGAUCGCCUUCAUCCUCUGGAGGCGAAGCACGCGGUGGACCUGCUGGAACAGGACAUACGCAACACGGAAACUCAAAUACAGAAUAUAUUCACUGAUGUGCACACUCUGACGGAGGGUAGAUACAGUCAAGCUGCCGAGCUUCAUAAGAGAGUGCAAAAAUUGCAUCAAAGGUGGGUAGUACUACGGUCCCUUCUGCAUAGGCGUUUGGUACAGCCGUUGUCUGCAGUGUCUUUCCCCGUGGAAGAGCGCGUUGUGACGAAACACCGCACCACCGUCCAUGAAACCCGAUUGGUCGACACGAAUCCUCAUUUCCGCGCGUUGCACGACUGCAUAGACUGGUGCAAGAAUAAAUUGAAGCAUCUGCAAGAAGCGGAUUACGGAUCGGACUUGCCUAGCGUGCAAAAUGAAUUGGACGUACAUCACAGAGAGCAUAAGAACAUCGAUCAGUUCCAGGCUAAGGUCGAUAAAUGUGUACAGGCGAAGAACAACUUCCACGGGGAAGAGUUGACGCUGUACAGCCAGCAUCUUAGUACUUUGCAGAAACUCUACGCCGAGCUGCUCGCCGUCUCAAACAAGAGACUCUCCGAUCUGGACACUCUGCACGAUUUUAUACAGUCGGCGACUGGCGAGUUGGUUUGGUUGAACGCCAAGGAGGAGAUCGAAGUCAUGCGCGAUUGGAGUGACAAGAACCUCAAUGUACAGAGCAUCGAGCAAUAUUACGAGCAAACAUACGGAUCUGGCUUAGAGUCUUUAAUGAGCGAUUUGGAGAAGCGCGAGAUACAAUUCUCGGCGGUACAAGAUCGCGGUGAAGCGUUAGUCCUCCAGCAUCAUCCUGCGGCCAAAACUAUCGAAGCUUACAUGUCCGCGAUGCAGAGUCAAUGGGCUUGGCUUCUCCAACUUACUCUCUGCCUCGAAGUGCAUCUGAAACACGCUGCGCAAAACCAGCAGUUCUUCAAAGAUAUCCAACAAGCCGAACAGUGGAUUUCUAAACGGGAUGAGACACUGAACACCAUUUAUUCGCAGUCUGACUUUUCGUUGGACGAAGGAGAGCGUCUCUUGAAGGGCAUGCAAGAGCUGCGCGAAGAGCUUAAUAAUUAUGGCGAUCACGUACAGAGACUCGUGGAGAGAGCGAAGGACGUCGUCCCCAUGAAGCAACGCAAACAACCAGUUAUGCGACCGUUACAAGUGACCUGUAUCUGCAAUUACAAGCAAGUAAAUAUGUCCAUCGAGAAAGGGGAACAGUGCACGUUGUACGAUAAUUCCGGUAGAGUCAAGUGGCGUGUGAAGAACACGCAAGGUGUAGAAUCCCCCGUACCGGGUGUCUGCUUCGCCCUACAGUCUCCCGACAAAGAAGCGCUUGACGCCGCGGAAAGAUUGCGGCGACAGUAUGAUAGAAGUGUCGCUCUCUGGCAACGAAAACAGCUGCGACUCCGACAAAAUAUGAUAUUCGCGACCAUCAAAGUAGUUAAAGGUUGGGACUUGCCACAGUUCUUGGCCAUGGGACAAGAUCAACGUACUGCCAUUAGAAAAGCGUUGAAUGAGGACGCGGAUAAAUUGCUGUCCGAGGGAGACCCGGCGGAUCCGCAGCUGCGAAGAUUGAAGCGAGAAAUGGCGGACGUGAAUCGACUGUUCGAUGACUUUGAGAAGCGCGCCAGAGCGGAGGAAGAAUCGAAGAACGCCGGGCGUAUUUUCAAUGAUCAGGCGUCCACGUUACAGCAGGCACUCGAUGAGGCUGAGAGAGUACUGAAUGCGCGCAUAGCCGCACCCUUACCGCGCGAUCUCGACAGUUUGGAACAUCUGGUGCUGCAACACAAGGAUUACGAGCAAAAACUGCAUAGUCUAGCACCAGAAGUGGAGCAGAUGCAGCAAACGUUCCGUGGCAUCACUUUAAAGACACCAGCGAUGAGGAACAAGUUUGAUAACAUAAUGUCCAAAUGGAAUCACCUGUGGAACUUGAGCAGCUUGUACAUCGAGCGGCUGAAAUGCGUCGAGAUCGUGCUGUCUGGUCUCGAAGAGAAUACUGCAUCUAUCUCUGAGUUCGAGAUUAAGUUGGCCUCCUUCGGCGAAUUGCCGUCGGACGUGAAAGGCCUGCAAAUUGUAUUGGAAGAUCUGAUGGUCCUGCAGAAUGCUAUCGCACAACAGCAAGUAUCAGUAGAUCAGUUGAACGAUGACGCGCACAACGCCAGGCGUCUUGUGGAGAAGUCACGACCGAAUCAUCGCGGCCCACACGGUGAUAUGGACCGAUUGGACGCAGAGGUUAACAAAUUGAACGCUCGAUGGACAAACGUUUGCGGACAGUUAGUGGACAGAUUGCGUAGCGCCGAGACGGCCUAUGGAUUGGCGCAACAGUACAACACUUCGUAUCAGAAUGAGGUGGACUUUGUUGAUGAAUCCUACGGAAAACUGGAGCUGGAGAAUACGAAGAACCUGCUGAGUAAGGUGUUGGAUCGUGCGCCGGCGAUCGAGGCGGUGAAUAUCACGGGUGGUAGAUUGAUCCGCGAAGGAAAGAUCUAUGGACAAAGGCUCAGAGCGUUCAAAGAACAAUUGGAAGAUAUCUGCCCGUCGUUGGACGCAUCGGUGAAGAGGCCGCGAAGAGAUUCCGUUAUUACGGUCGAUAAUGUUGCGCGCGAUCUAGAUACGCUGAACCGAAGAUACACGACCCUCGUGAACCUGCUCGAGGAACGGGCCAGGCAGCUGGCGUUGCUCCAUCCUGAAGACACUUCCUUGCAGCGUGUUCUUCAAGAACAAAGGCCACUGCGAACGUUCCGCACCGAGUUCAACAUCUAUGAAAGCACCACCAGCGAGGAGCGUUACACCUCCACAACCACACACUACACUCAGUCGCAAUACACCUCGGAGCGACAUGAGUCCACCGAGACGACGUUCUCGAGCGAGACCUCGAGGCGAAGUCACAGCGCGGAGCAGGCCGCCGCGGGUCGUCCUAAUGGGGAGACCACGAGCCCUGCGAGCGCCGCUUCACCGCCCAUCGGCACCGUCGCCGGCACGAGCAUCCUCAAGCGCUCGUACGAAACCGAAACCACGAACACCGCCUCCUCCUCCUCGAGCAGGAGGCAGCAGCAACAAGACUUCUCGUCUGCGGUGGUGGACGGCGGGUCGCAGUUUAGCAGUAACGAACUUAGAGGUCUUGGGCGGGCACCGAGAGUGCCCGAGGACGGGGGUGGCGGUAUUGUCAGCGCGGAGAACGUGAUUGACGUUAGGGGUAUCGUAGAUCCGAGCAGCGGUGAGGUGUUGACUGUAGGCGAGGCGAUCCGGCGCCGGAUCCUCGACGUUAGGAACGGUAGGAUAGUGACAUCGAGCGACGGCAGGUCUUCGUCGUCGAGCAUGUCGAUCGAGGAGGCGGCGCGCGCCGGUUUCGUCGACGCUGCGCUGGCCGAUCGGCUGUUAGGUCCUUGCGGGGUGAACGACGAAGAGGGCGGCCGCCGGGUGAUGUCGCUUCUCGAGGCGAUCCAGCGGGAACUGUGCGACGCCGAGCGUGCCGACAUCGCGGACCGAGUAAAGGUAACCACGACGACACGCCGUAACGACGAGCGUGCCGAUAGCACCGUCAGCACCACGGGGGUUAGCGUUGUCGAUGCGAUGAGGGAGGGCUUGUUGGACCCGGCCACGGGCGAGGUGGUCGUCGAGAACGGCGAGCGAAUCUCGAUUGAGGAGGCGUACACACGCGGUUACCUUACCAAGGUAGACGUGACCGUCCGGGUGAGUCGUAACGCCGUCGCGCUGUCCGACGCGAUCGCGCAGGGUCUCGUGGACGAUCGGUCCGGUCGUGUCACCGAUCGCAUCACCGGCGAGUCUUAUCCGCUGGACGAGGCGGUCGACAAAGGUAUCAUCGACGCGAACGUGAAGGAGAUCGUGGACACACGCAACGACACCAAAGUGACAGUGGCGGAGGCCAUCAAGUGCGGCAUAUUGAACGCCAAGAACGGCCGAUACAUGCAUGGCUUGUCGAUGGAGAAGUUACCGUUCAAGGAAGCACGCCGUCGUCAGCUCAUCGUGAAACCGAUGACGCUUAAAGACUGUUGCGACCUGGAAAUCAUCGAUGACAAAGGCAAGAUUGCCAGCCCGGCUCAUCGUAGCAAACUGACGAUAGUCGAAGCCAUAUCCCGAGGUGUCUUGGACUCGGGCAACGUCAAGUCCAUAGUUGAUACUCGUACGGGCGAAAUGGUCACGUUAGCUGAUUCCUUGAACAGCGGUAUUAUCAAAGAUGAAGGCACGUAUUGCGACAUGCUGAAGGCCGUAGAGUAUCCUAUUCCUCAGGCUGUCGAGAAAGGCCUCAUCACGUCAGUGACUCAGAAGACCAUCUUCGACAUCGACGGCUUCAAGGACCCAGUCUCCGGAGAAUAUAUCAGCCUGAACGCGGCGUUGCUGAAAGGCCUGAUCAGCUCCAAGUCUGGCGGUACUUUUACGGUCGAUCUGGCUACCGGCGAGACCGUAUCACUGAGCGAGGCGGAGGAACGAGGAUACAUUAGGCCGGAAGUAUUGGAAAUGCUGAAUCGCGGCAUCGGCAUCACCGAGAACGGGCGUGAGGUGAGCGUGUUGGAGGCUGUGUUGCUCGGACUGCUCGAUUCGAAGUCCGGUCAGUUGUUGGACCCGCGUAACAAGAGGAUAGUGCCUUUAGAAGAAGCCAUCAAGCGCGGCCUGAUCACGCCCGACGGUGCCGCGCUGCUCACCAGCCUGCUGAAUAUCGCUGUCACCACGCAGACUGUCACAAAGACCGUCAAGAGGUACGUGACGGUAAUGGAGACUGGUGAGGUAACAAGAGACUACAAGAUUAGCUACGAAGAGGCAUUGAACAGCGGCUUCAUCGACGAAAGUACAAACGAGUUUCGAGAUCCCGACACGGGAGUAACGAUGAGCAUCGAAGACGCCAUUGAGCAGAGCUUGCUCGGCGAUGAUGCUACCCGACACAUUGCACACUCGUCUCGAGAACGCACUUUAGAUUCGUCACGCACGACCUUCGAAAGCACUUUCACGGCGGACGUCGACGACGUGCUCACAAGUCGUAGAAGCAGUUCGCCACCGAGGGCGAUUGGAACGGUCACUACUAUCAUUACCAAAGAGAUAGCUCCAAGAGCGUCUUCCACGCCGACGAAGGAGUCUUCUGUUACGAUGACGAUCGCACCGUCAUCGACGACUGCUUCUUCCGUCGUUUCUGUUUCUUCCGUGAGGGACUCGACUGCACUUACUGAUGUAAAGGAUUUGUCUUCCACAAAGGUUAGCGAGUCAAGCAAGUGGAUGUCCGAGAUCACGUCGAAAUCGAGUUCACUGGAGGAGACGCAUACAGUGACUCAUGAAGGUGCUUCUAAAUCGCCAUCCGAUGAGAAACCGAUGGAAGAAGGGAAGACUGUAUCAGUUACACCCAUUAGCCAUAUCUCCGAGAUCUCAAGAUUCGAGAAGGAACAUGCUUAUACCGAUAAAAGAGUGUUCGAAUUGCCUACAGACGGCUGGACAUUAUCCGAAGCUAUUGAUAGGAAACUUUUCGACCCCACAACAGGCCUCUUCAUAAUCCCUGGCACCGACAGAUUGGUCUCUUUCGAAGAAUGCAUCAAGCUUCAGAUCAUUAACUCGAACUCCGGCUUUGUUAUCGAUCCUAAUAACGGAAGGAAAGUGUCUUUAGUACGAAGCUUGGAGAAGAAUAUUUUGGACUCGACGGGUCACUACAAUUUCCCGCAAAAAAUCUCAAUGAAGGAAGCGAUCGCGGACGGGUUGGUUAUAUUAGAAAGUGGAACGAGCAUAGAGAAUGACAACACCAAUCAACGACUUCUUCAGAUAACGAGGGUGUCGGGUAAACCAGACAUAGUGCAGUUGACACGUGCCGGCGAUCCUUCCCAGCAAACAGAAAUCAAGACAACCGACGAAAUCUCGAUGCCGGAUCCCGUGCAGGUGACUCCAGGAGUAAUUUACGAUCCCGGAACGGCUCUAGUAAUCUCCACAAAGACUGGCAAAUCGACGAAUCUCUUGACUGCUAUUUCUGAGGGUACGCUGUCUCCCGCCACAGUAGUCGUCAAGGAUCCAACGACGGGCAAAGAUAUCGAUAUGGCAGACGCUGUGAAUCGUGGUAUUCUCGAUUUGAAUACACGUGAAUACAAGAUCGACGACGGCAGGAAGAUUUCGCUGCUCGAUGCGGCGAAAUUUGGAGUGGUGUCGGUUCUCGGCGCUCCUCUUGCCGCCGCAGCGGCUGCUGUAGAAGCGGUGCAGAGAACGAUGGUGAAAGAUCCUGUGACUGGUAAGAAAAUACCGAGGGAAGUCGCCAUUGAACGUGGUAUAAUCCCAAAGACAGACGAUAACGCAAGUUCACCAGUUGUCGAAUUUACGAGUGGUAUGCCUAACAAUAAGAACGAAACUGUUUCGCAAAUCAUAUACAGUGAACCUGAAAAGAUAGCUGAAGAAGAUACGAAGAUAUUGUCUAAAGAAGAUACGAAAAAUGUCACUUCCAGCGACUCGAUGAAAUUCAGCAGUGACUUGUCAGACGGCGAGAGUUUGGGCACAAAGACAAGGGCGCGAGUUACGGUCGAACCAAGAUAUCAGGUUACUAUCGGCAAAGCGAGGACCAUGUCGCAGAGUCCCGAACGAGAGGCGAAGCCUAUUGUCCUCCAGAAAAUGCGAAAGAGAAUAGUGAAGGUCGAGGAAGCAUUACAGAGUGGUCUGAUCGACAUGGAGACAGCGGAUGCCUUUGCCAAAGAGAUGUGCAACGAAGAAGGAGAACCGAUCACCCUCUCGGAGGCUAUUCGUGACAAUCGAAUCAAUGCCGAUCAAGGACAGAUCAUGGAUCCUCAGCGGCGCGACGUGCUCAGCAUCAAGCAGGCCAUUGAUCGCGGAAUCUUAGACCCGGAGAACGCGCACAUACUGGUACCCUUGGCGAAAAGCCUGUCUGUGCACAGCUUAUACAGGCAAGGCUUGUUAGAUCCUUUGGAAGGUAAAAUCGUACAUCCGGAGACAGGAGCACACCUCACUCUCAACGAGGCCAUAGUUUGCGAGAUAGUGGAUCCUUUGUCUAACCUCAUGUUUUCCGUCGACGGUCACAUGGAGACAUUACAGUCCGCGAUCGCGAAUGACACUAUCGACGCGGACAGAUCGUUAGUAAAAACUCAGAGCGGCAGCGUGAAUCUAGUAAAGGCGAUAGAGAACAAGGUAUUCCAGCUAAAGGAACCGACCGAAUCCUCCGACAUACCGCCAGUGGGCAUGACGUUUCCUGUUGCGUUGAAACGCGGCUUAAUAGACACCAGCAAGAAAGAAGUACGUCACCCGAUCACUGGGGAGCACCUGCCGUUGGAGGAAGCUAUAAAGGGAGAUUUCAUCAUGACGUUGCCUUAUCCAGUGGCUCCCGAUAGCAUAGAAAUCACGAAGGCUUUAGAAUCGGGAUUGAUCGACCGUGACAACGCCGUGUUCUUCCAUCCCACUACGGGAACUCCCAUCCCUAUAGCCGAGGCUGUUGAAUCCGGUCUGCUCAUCAUCAAACCGCCAGCUGACGGCGGAAACGCGAUAGCCGCUAUCACCGAGACAAUUACAUCAUAUCACACCAUCACGACCAAAACCGUCGAGCUCUUGCCGGGUUACGCGUUGAAGAGUGCAAUGGAAGUGCAAGACAUUAAUACCGGUAAUAUCAUCGCUAUCGACGAAGCUCGACGAAGAGGCAUUAUUAAGGACGAGUCUGAGAGCAAGCAGGAGUUCACCACGAAGGAUAUCAAAAUGUCCUUCGAUCACGCAGUGGAGAAAGGAUUCGUGGACAUGGAGACUGGUACUUACACUAAUCCUUGUACCGGCGCUACAAUGCCCAUCUCCAAAGCCGUCGAGGAAGGAAUCCUCGAUACUUCCUCCUCCACCAAGAGCGAAUCACCCAGGAAAUCGUCCAAUGGUAGUUUGACCGUGUUGGAAGCAGUGGAGCAGAUUUACGACGAGAAGACGGGAACAUUCAAAGAUCCCGAGACGAAGGAGUCUUAUAAUUUGACGGAAGCGAUGAAGGUAGGUUUGAUCGAGCCAGAUUCUGUGCUAUAUAACGUAAAGACCAAAGAAUCUAUUACCACAAAAGAGGCAGUGGAGAAAGGUCUGCUCGAUCCCGACACUGGUAAGAUGAGCACUGUACGUGAUGAGAAGAAUCGGCCGAUCAGCAUAGCGGAAGCCACGAAACUAGGUCUUCUCGCGGUAGUCGCCGCGCCAGUACUCGCUGGGAAAGCUAUCGUUGACGCGAUCACAAGUCACAAAUCCAAGGAGUUUAAGGCGAAUGUGCCUACGACGGCGAAAUCACCCGCAGCGAAGAAGGAACCAAGAUCGCCUACAGAGAUCUCUUCAACACAAAUCCGAAUUACCCAGAGGCCUCUUCGGAUCGAUUCUCACGAUAACGAGGCGCGUGUCUCUCAAGAAAGCGAGAAACCAAGCGCGGUUAGUGCUGGAACAUCAGCAAAGGUGCUGGAACAGACACCUUCGACAACCAAAGCAGGAGUAACUGUCUCUCAAUUGCCUCUAAGAGAAAGCGUACCCGCUGUAGUCGUUCGCAAGAUUGUACUUGACGAUCUUUCUUUAUCUGAAAAGGAAAGGAAACUUUUGCGAGAAGUAGAGACGAACGAUGACGAUGAAGUAAAGGAAAUCGCAGACGAAGAUGUUCCCAGGCAAGUUUCGGUAGUUAUCACGAAGGAACUGUCACCUCAGAUUCUCGCGGAGCUCGGCGUGUUCGAUCCAGUGAGAGAGAAAUUUUUGGACCCAGAGACUGGUAUCGUCACUUCAUUUAACGAUUUGGUCUUGAACCUCAGAGUAUUCGAUCCCGAUAGAGUAUUCGUCAAAGACUUGUCUUCGGACUCAUAUGUGCGACUGCAUGAGGCGAUUAGUAGACCUCUCGUGGACCGUAAUGUCGCUUACAUGGUCGACCCGAAGACCGGCAAGAAGAUACCGUUCUUUGAGGCAGUGCGUUUGGGAUGGAUCAUGCAAGAAUCGGAGGACGAGCCUCAGGAGGAACAGCUCACGGAGGAAUCACUGCCGUUGAGCUUGCAGGAAGCCAUUGACGCUGGUAUGUGCAAUCCAAUCACGGGAACGAUUUUAGAUCCUAAGUCGGGAGAAGCGUUGUCCAUGAGCGAAGCUAUCGACACGGGCGUCAUCGACGCUGAUGUGCUUGGCGUCAGGAAUCCAAUCACUGACGAAAUCGUGCCGCUUUCGGAGGCAUUGGAGACUGGUGUCGUGGAUCUUCGUAAGGGCGUCGUCAUCAAUAUAGAGACGAGAUCAGAAAUCGACAUUACUACUGCGUUCCUACGAGGCUUGAUUGUGCCUACCUCUCGUAAGCCGAUCUCACUGGAAGCCGUUAUCAGGAGAGGUCUCUAUGACGCUAAUACGGGUAAGAUACAGGAUCCACUGACCAAACAGUCGAUCGACGUCGAGGAGAGUGUUCACAGAGGUGUCGUCGAUGCUUUCAUUACCGAAAUCGAGGAUACGAAGGCCGGAUCGUCCGUUUCGCUGGACGAUGCACUAUCGGUGAACCUACUAAAUCCCAGCACAGGUCGUUUGCGCGAUACGAAAGCGGGAGAAUUGUUAUCUUUAGACGUUGCGCUUAACAGAGGUUUAAUUAUCACAACACCAUUCGUGCCUUCGCUGAUCGACGCGAUCGUUCAGGAAUACUACUCACCGAAGACCGGCCUCGUUUUGAAUCCCAUGACGGGCGAGGAUCUGACGCUGAAGGAGGCUUUAGCCGUAGGUUACGUCAAUGGCACCACAACAGUGGUCAAAGACGACAGAAAAGAUCAAGUUAUCUCCUUGGACGAGGCGCAAGACAGCAAACUGGUUGAUCCAGUAAGAGGGACGCUGACGUAUCCACAUGCGAUGACACUGGACAUCGCUUUCGAGAAAGGGUACAUCUUGAGCACUGUAAAACCGUGGACGCUGCAGGAGGCUUUGGCUCUUCAAGUUUACGACCCGAAAUCUGGUACUUUCUAUAUUGACAAAAACAACUAUACCUUAGAGGACGCAAUUGAGAAGGGCUUCAUUAGUAAAGACAGUCCGUCGAUUAAGGACCCACGAAACAGUGACAUCAUAUCGCUGGGCGACGCCAUCAAGCACGGCUUCAUCAACGCGAAGACCGGCACGGCUGUGGACCCGUGCACCAGUACACCUCUUUCGUUAACCGAUGCAUUGGAUCGCGGCUUCAUAGUGCCAGCGAAACGCAAGAUAUCCCUACCGGAAGCCGUCUUCAAGGGCUUAUAUGACCCUAAAACUGGGCAGUUCACCGUGCCCGAUACACAAGAGAAGCUUCCUACCGACCGCGCAAUCAAGAUGGGUGUAAUAGACGCCACGACCGCAAUUGUGCGAGACCCUAAUGGCGACGUAAUGACAUUCAACAAGGCUAUCAAGACGUCGAUAGUCGAUCCCAAAACCGGAACAGUCAGCUACGCGAGAGGACCUCCCGUGGACUUCCAGGAAGCGCUGGAACGCGGUCUACUGCUCGAAACUAGAAGACCUAUGAGCUUCAGCGAGGCGAUCUCGAAGGGUAUUCUCGACGAUAAGACCAACAAGUUCCUUGACCCGCAAACGGGCACUUAUUUAACGGUUCUAGAAGCCAUUCGGAAGAAUCUAAUAGACGCCGAUUCAGUCACCGUCAAAGAUACGAGGUCCAAUGUGUGGAAGACAAUGACGCUGAUGGAGGCUAUACAGUUGGAUUACGUGGAUGGCAUUACCGGUUACCUCAAGGAUCCUAAUAAGGGGGGCAGAAAUGUGUCUUUAAGAGAUGCCUUCGAAUCCGGCCUCAUCAUCGACAGUAGAGCCGCUGUGUCUUUACAACGCGCUAUUCAUCAAGGACUGUACGACGAUAACACCGGUAAGAUCACGGAUCCUAGCACGGGCAGGGCCGUGACGUUGCACGAGGCAAUGAGAAAGUGUGUCAUCAGUCCCACGUUGCCGUGUUAUUGGGACAAACGCGGCGAACGGUUGUUGUCGUUGGCCGAGACGUGUCGUGCCGGCGUGAUAGACAGGCGCACCGGCAUGUUCAAGGAAUCAGGUGCUAGUUGUUCGGUUUCUUUGUCGGUCGCGUUGCAACUCGGCCUGAUCGUCGAUAUUGAGAGCAUGGGUUUCGGUCUAUACGAGUCGAUCUUAAUGAAUAUGUACGAUGUUGGCACGGGUAAGUUCGUGCAUCCCACCAGCAAUCGUAAACUGACGCUGAGUGAGGCGUGUCAGGUGGACCUGAUCAAUCCUCUGACGUCGAUCGUCAAGUGCACCAGGUCGAACAAAUACAUGCAGCUGGCAGAGGCAAUUACCGCCGGCAUUGUUGAUGACAUUUGCGGUACAUACGUCAUCCGCGAGCUCGACAAAACGAUCGAUCUGUUGGACGCCACGAAGAAAGGUCUCAUCGUCACGUCGAAAACGCCAUUGUCGAUCGAAGAGGCCGUAAAAUGUCGCUUUUAUCGUGGCGACAGCGGCAAAUUUGCAAAUCCCGUCGCCAACGAAUAUCAUGACUUACUUCAGGCGAUCAACUGCGGCCUCAUAGACCCUGACACUACCGCCUUAAAGGACGCGACAACGGGACAGAUCAAGACGCUGUUGGCGGGUAUUGAAGAUGGUACGGUCGACGUACCUCGGGGCAGGAUAUUAGAUCCCAAGACGACUCGUGCCUUCAAUAUCGAUGUUGCGUUGGAACGAGGUCUGUUGGUAACGAUAGACAAACCCCUGGCGCAACAGUCGGUGCACAGAACGUCUCUGGAAGCCUUCAAAGCCGGACCCGGCGACAGAAGUGUCCGGGAAUGCACGUUGGAGGAAGCGAUCAACUAUGAGUUAGUUGAUCCGAACACAUCGGUCGUGCGAGACCCCAGAACCGGUCGAUUCGUUACGACAGCGCGCGCGAUAGCUGAUGAUGUUGUGGAUCCCUCAGUUAAAGGCACGGUCGAGCUGAUGAAUGGCAACGGCAAGAGAGAGCCGCGUUUCUUGCGUUUCGGAGAAGUCACAGUGUUUGUUAGGGAGCCCAUCGCUUUCGAUGUGGCGGUUGAGAAAGAGUAUCUAUCCUUGGACUCGUGCAAAUUCACGGAUCCGAUCACGAGUGAGCAAUUGACUCUGAAGGAGGCGGUUGGUCUCGGUAUCGUAGACUCUGAUUCGGCGUUGAUCAAAGAUUCGCAGAAGAAGAAACUGGUGAAGUUGCCGGAGGCGUUCCGCAAGGGUAUGAUGGAUGCGGAGAAGGGCAAUGUGCUGGAUACGGCCACGUCCAAGUUGUACAGCCUGUCACGGGCAUUGGAGACCGGCCUGUUGAUCACACCGAGGAACGGCGUCUCAUUCAUCGAGGCGUUGCAAUUCGGUCUCUACAAUCCCACUACAGGCAGCUUUCACGAUCCCUUCGUUGUCACUUCCGUAUUAGAUCGCAAGCGUCUCACACUGGCGGACGCGAUCGACUCGGGCCUGAUCGAUCCGUCCACCACUGUGAUCAGAGAUCCCUUCACGGGCGAUAUCGUGAGUCUCUUAGAGGCAGUGAAUAGCGGGAAGGUAGAUUCCGUAGAUGGCAGGUUAGUCGAAGACACGGACGGCAAGAGUAUCGACUUCGUGAAGGCCUUGGAACGGGGUUAUAUACUCGCCGCAGAAGCCAGGCAAGCGGUGGAGGAGAAAUAUAAACUGUGCGACGAGACGUUGUCUAAGCUCCUGCAAUGGAUCUCAGAGAUCGAGAACAAGCUGGCGAAUCAAGAUACCGUCAAAGAAGACGUCGAACAGUUAAGGAAGCAGAUACUUAUCAUGAAAGAGAUCAAGGAGGAUCUUGAAACGCACAAUCGGCCCGUUUCAUCCUGCUUAGAUCAGAUCCGGCAAGUUGUAUUAACUGGCAGCAACGUGUUAUCUAGUGACGAAGUGUCCACGCUGGAGAAGAAUGGUCGAUCUUUAAAGACUCGAUUCGACAAAGCGCUAGAUCGUGCUGACAAAUUGGUAAAACGUCUCACUGGCGCCAGAGACGAGCUAACGAAAUUCAAGAAUGAGCUCACGACAUUCUCGAUCUGGUUAGAAAAAGCCCGAAGCAUACUCGAGGAGAAAGAGCGUUCUUUAUCCGACCUGAACAAAUUAAGCAGUAGUACGGACACCACACGCGACUUCAUCAGCGAUGUGAUUGCUCAUCAAGCGGAUCUAAGAUUCAUCACAAUGGCGGCGCAGAAAUUCGUUGAUGAGAGUAAAGAGUAUCUUCAGGUUCUCAAUGACUUCAGAACCAGCUUACCGCAAAGACUACCGCACAAAGAGCCUACAGCCAGCCAGGAUUCGCCGGUACGAGCUGAGGUGUCUACCGCGACAGCACAAUAUAAAGAUUUGCUGUCCCGAGCAAAUCUCCUGUCAGAUAGGCUGUCUGGAGUUGGUGGCAAACAAAGAGAUUACCAUGAUUCCUUGGAAAAAGCUAGAGCAUGGUUGAGAGACGUCGAACCUAAGGUCCACAGGGUUAUCUCCGAGCCAAUUGCUGCUGAACCGAAACAAGUGGAGGACCAAUUGAGCAAAGCUAAGGCGUUGAACAACGAAUUCCUUGCUAAUGAACGUUUGGUCGAUAAUGCUAAACACAGCGUUGAAGCUUUAUUGCAUUCUUUGGAAGGCCAACUGACAAUCAACGAGGCUAACAAUCUCGAGGAACCGGUAAAAGCUCUGGAAGAUAAAUACAAACAACUCAGCAAUGCCUUGGCUGAGAAAUGUCAAGAACUGGAUACAGCGUUAGUGAGAAGUCAAGGAGUGCAAGAUGCAUUGGACGGUCUGGUUGCAUGGCUGAAUAACGUUGAGAGUCAGUUCAAAUCACUUCAACGUCCAGCGAGUUUGCAGAAGGAACGCCUGGAAGAGCAGCAAAGGGAACAGCGGUUGCUCCAGGCGGACUUGGAUAGCCAUCGUUUGAGUGUAGAAACCAUCACGGCUAAUGCUCAAGACCUCCUCCUGAACUCGAGUAACGUUCGCAUCGCCAAACGCAUUGAGAGCAAGCUGAAAGACGUACAAAGCAGAUUUGAGAAAUUGAUGGACAAGUCUCUGAGACGCGGCGAAUUCCUCGACGAAAUAGCACAAGCUCUGAACGAGUUCCUCGGAGAUGUGUCCAAAUUUGAGAGCUGGUACGCUCAUAUGAUGGAGGUGCUUGACUCGAGAGAUCUGAGCAAGCUCGAUGUAUCGGAAUACGAGACUAAGAUGGCUCGAUUGAUAGACAUGCGCGAGGAUCAACGCGGCAACUUCGAGGAUCUCGUACGUAAUGGAAAAAAUCUGAUCGCUAAGAAGGAUAUAACUGAAGCCGGCGCGAUCCGAGACAAGAUCAAGGCGCUCGAAUCUCAGUGGAAGGAACUGAACAAUCUUCUCGACGAGAAACAACGGUUGUGUAAAUCACGAGCGGAACAGCACACUGCGUAUGAGAAGCUGCGGGACCAAGUGCUCGAUUGGCUCACUCGUACAGAGAACAAGGUGCAAGGGCUCGAACCGGUAGCCGUAGACUUGGACAAACUUAAGAUGCAGCAGGAGGAACUAAAGCCUAUACAAAAAGAAUAUCGUGACUACGGCAACACGGUUGACAAGAUCAACGACCUUGGUAUCGCCUAUGAUAGCUUGAUGAAGGAACGUGGCGAAAGUCCGACGCGUCGUCGUGGUAGCACUAGCCCGACUAAGAGACCAGUACUGCGAAUGUCACAAGACGGUCGCUCGCCGUCACCCACUAAAUCCUACGCAGUUCAAAGUCCGGUCUCCCCAGGUGGUAGCAGUGGAUUCAGCAGUCGGCGUUCGAGCCAAGAUGGCUUCCAUCUAGAGGAUUUGUCGCCAGUUCAACAGCAACUUUCGGAAAUCAAUCACAGAUACGGAUUGCUUGGCGUUAGAUUGACAGAUCGUCAAACGGAAUUAGAUAACGUCAAGGAAGAAUUAAAGAAACAUUUGGAACAUUUAAAAAUACUUUCUCAAUUCCUGGAUAAGAUACAGCGGCAGUUGCCUAAGGAGAGUAUGCCGGCCACCAAAGACGACGCGGAUAAAACAGCCAAGCAAGUCAAGGUUCUCGUCGAGGAGAUGUACGAGAAGCAGUCUCUAUUGGACAGCACCCGGACACAAGUACGUGAUUUGGUCAGACGUAAAAAAGGAGCGGACGGUGUCGACAGGUUGAACGACGAAAUGGAAGAUGUCGCCAGCCGGUGGAGAUCGAUAUCGGACAGAUGCAAGGACAGAAUCAAAUUCUUGGAAGACAUCAAAGAUUUUUAUGAUACAUACGAGGGUCUUAAUUCUUGGCUUGGCGCCAAAGAACGUAUGCUGGGUGCUCUGGGACCUAUCUCGUCCGAUCCUCGCAUGGUCGCGAGCCAAGUGCAGCAAGUGCAAGUCCUUCGAGAGGAAUUCAGAACGCAGCAACCGCAGUUGGAUCAUCUGGUGCAAGUUGGGGAGAGCAUUCUUAUCACGAUAACUGUUGAUUCUGCGGACGGGCAGAAGAUCAACGCGAAAUUGCAGAGCAUUUUGCAGAGGUGGGCUGAUCAAGUUGGCAGAUUGGAUGAAAGAGCGCAAAGUUUGGGAGACGCUGUUGAUACUAGUCGUGAAUUUGAUGCCAGCCUCAAUCGGCUAAGAGAUGCUCUACAAGGCAUUUCAGACAACUUGGAUGAAUUGACUCUCGAGAAGGAUCCCGAGGAACAGCUUCGUAAGAUUGAGAAUCUGGAAAGGCAAUUAGAAGGACAGAGACCGCUGUUAGCAGACGCGGAAAUGGCUGGUGCACAACUGUGCGAGAUUCUGAGCGACCCAGCAUCAAAAUCCGAGAUUCAAGGAAAGCUUGCUGUAUUGGGAAAACUGUACAAUAACCUACAAAAGAAGUUGGAUCAUAGAAAGGCCGAGAUCGAAGGUAACCUUCGAGACGGUAGACAAUUCGAGGCUUCUUGCAGUCGGACUCUUGGAUGGCUCGCGGACGAACUCGGUAACAUGUCUGAGAAGCUACUGGUAUCCGCUGAUAGAGAAAUCUUGCAGCAACAGCUUGACCAUCAUGAGCCCGUGUAUCGAAAUGUAAUGGGUAAAGAGCACGAAGUCAUAAUGCUGCUGAAUAAAGGACGUGACAUACUCGCGCGAUCGCAGAAAGCAGAGAACCGCACACUUCAACGCGAUUUAGACAAAAUGCAAUCGCAAUGGGACCGUUUGAAGAAGGAUACCGUCGAAAGGCAUACCAGAUUGCAAACCUGCGCAGAGCAUUGUAAGAAAUACUACAAGGCUCAAGACGUGUUUCUUCCGUGGCUCCGACAGGCCGAAGACAAGUUGGAUAGUUUAAUUCCAACCUCAUUUAGACGCAAAGACAUUGAGAAGCAAUUGAAGGAAUUGUCGUCGUUCAGGAACGAGGUAUGGAAGCAUUCUGGAGAAUUUGAGAAUAACAAGACGCUCGGCGAGACAUUCGUCGGAGCUUGCGACAUCGAUAAACAGAACGUAAAGAACGAACUUGGCGCCAUGAAAACCAGAUGGGAUAAAUUAAAUAAUGACUUACUAUCUAGAACACAGUCUUUAGAGGAUACCGCACGUCACUUGAUGGAUUUCAACGAGAAUUUGCGCGACUUGCAGCAUGGUUUACAGCGUUGCGAAGAUAAGUUAGCUUCGCACGAUGCUCUUGGCGGCGCGGCUAAAGAUCCAAAACUUCUCGAUAGAAUAAAAAAUUUGCGAGAAGAAACAACGAGCUUGAAGAAACCUUUGCAAUGCGUGAGACAACAGGCUAACGAUCUUGUGAACAAAGCUAGUGAACAAGGUGUCGAUGCAUCACAUCUACAAGACGAAAUCGACAAUGUCACGGAUCGCAUUAAUGACUUGCAAGCGAAACUAGACGACCGAUGUAACGAGUUGCAAAGCGCAGCAACAGCCGUCGCGCAGUUCAAUGAUCAGGCGAAAUUGAUCAGUCAACAUCUGUCUGCUCUGGAGAAAGAUCUAGACUCAAUGAAGGCACCUGGCAGAGAAAUUAAGAUCGUUCGCGGCCAAUUGGAAGAUAUUGCCAAAGUUAUCGGCAAGAUCGUGAAACUCUACGAGGAAAUUGGCGAUUUGGAGAGUCGCGGCGAACGUUUAGUCGAUUACGGUUUCGCCGCUGACGCUGUAGCAACCAGAGAUCAAGUUGAAGGAUUCAAACGACAGAUUGGAAAGCUAGACGAGCGUGCGCGUACUCGAGAGGACGAACUCACUGCCACUUUGAAUAAAUUGCAAGAAUUUUAUCAAUCGCACGCGGACGUUAUGGAAGGCAUUAGCGAUGCUAACGAGCAAGUGAGGAAAUUCAAGCCUGUUGGAUCCGAAGUAGAUUCGAUUAAAGUUCAGCAGGAAGACUUCAGGGCUCUCAAAGUGAAAAAGAUCGAGCCACUGGCGCACGCUGUUGAAGAGUGCAAUGCGCUUGGUCAAGGUCUCAUACAAACUGCGGGACGAGAUGUCAACACCAGUAAUAUCGAGAAGGAUGUCGAUAGAAUGAACGAAAGAUGGAAUGAUCUGAAAGACCGAUUGAACGAGCGAGAUCGCAAAUUGGACGUCGGAUUGCUGCAGUCGGGCAAGUUCCAAGAGGCUUUAGACGGUUUAGAGAAGUGGCUAACCGAUACGGAAGAGAUGGUUUCAAAUCAGAAACCGCCAUCCUCGGAUUACAAAGUCGUCAAGGCGCAGCUGCAGGAACAAAAGUUCUUGAAGAAGAUGCUGUUGGACCGUCAGAAUUCUAUGUCGUCCCUUUAUACUAUGGGACAAGAAGUAGCUGCUGACGCAGACCCGAAAGAGCGUAAAGCCAUCGAGAAACAAUUGAACAAUCUGGUAGGCAGAUUCGAUAAUCUGACGGAGAGUGCCGCGGAGAGAAUGGACGCGCUCGAGCAGGCAAUGGCAGUGGCGAAGCAGUUCCAAGAUAAAUUAGUGCCGCUCGCGAUCUGGUUGGACAAGACCGAGAAGAGAGUGAGGGAUAUGGAAUUGGUGCCUACUGACGAAGAAAAAAUACAACAACGUGUCAGUGAGCAUGAUAUGCUUCAUGAGGACAUUAUAUCCAAGACACCAGAUUUCAGCGAACUUACGGAGAUAGCCAGCCAACUUAUGUCGCUCGUGGGCGAAGAUGAAGCCGCCACGUUAGCUGAUAAGCUUCAAGAUGCGGCUGACAGAUACGCUGCUUUGGUCGAACGAUCGGAAGCUCUUGGCAGCUUGCUGCAACGUUCAAGACAGGGCUUGCGUCACUUGGUACUCACGUAUCAAGACCUACAAGCAUGGAUGGACAGCAUGGAGAUUCGGUUGUCCAAGUAUCGCAUCUUGGCUGUACACACAGAGAAGCUUUUGCAGCAGAUGGAAGACCUCGCGGAUCUCACCGAAGAGGUUUCCACGCGGCAAACAGAGGUUGACAGUACCGUGGAUUGCGGUUUGGAGCUGAUGAAACACAUCUCGAGCGACGAGGCACUCCAACUUAAGGACAAGUUGGAUUCCCUGCAACGACGCUUCAACGAUCUCGUCACGCGCGGUUCGGAUCUUUUAAAACACGCUCAAGAAUCUUUGCCUUUGGUGCAACAAUUCCACGAUAAUCACAAUCGACUCAUGGAUUGGAUGCAGGGCGCGGAAUCCGCCUUGCAGUCCGCUGAGCCUCGCGAGGAAGAAAUCAUCCGACUCGAGAUGGAGAUAUCCGAAUACAGACCUGUCCUAGACAAGAUCAACGCAGUAGGCCCUCAAUUGUGCCAAAUGUCGCCGGGAGAAGGUGCCGCGACCAUCGAGGGUCUUGUGACCAGAGAUAACAGGCGGUUCGACGCGAUCGCCGAACAAAUUCAAAGGAAGGCCGAAAGAAUUCAGCUGAGCAAGCAGCGAUCCUUGGAGGUAAUCGGAGAUAUUGAUGACCUGCUUGAUUGGUUCCGUGAGGUCGACAAUCAGCUGCGAGAGGCUGAACCGCCCAGCAGCGAGCCCGAAAUCAUCAGAGUGCAAUUAAAAGAGCACAAAGCGCUCAACGAUGACAUAUCUAGCCAAAAGGGUAGAGUCCGAGAUGUCAUUUCAACGGCGAAGAAGGUGAUACGCGAAAGUACUCAGCAUGAAGACACGUCUACAAUCAGAGACAAGAUGGAAGAUCUUCGUGAAACAAUGGAGAUAGUCUCGGGUCUCUCGACAGACAGACUGGGAGCUUUGGAGCAAGCAUUACCAUUGGCUGAGCAUCUUCGCGAUACUCACGCUGGCUUAGUUAGCUGGCUCGAGGAAGCUGAACAGCAAGUCGCCAUGCUACCCAUGCCUGCUUUACGACCCGAUUUGAUAGCGGUGCAACAAGACAAGAACGAACUUCUCAUACAAAGCAUCAACGAGCACAAACCUCUGGUAGAGAAGCUGAACAAGACCGGCGAGGCUCUUAUCAAGUUGUGCAACGAGGAGGAAGGUAUGAAGGUGCAAGACAUUCUGGAGAACGACAAUGCUCGCUACGCAGCAUUGAGAGCUGAACUCAGAGCUCGACAACAGACGCUAGAACAAGCCCUACAGGAAUCCUCGCAGUUCUCGGAUAAGCUCGAAGGUAUGUUGCGUGCGUUGUCCUCCACCGCCGACCAGGUAAACGGCGCUGAACCCAUCAGUGCCCAUCCCACACGUCUGCGUGACCAAAUGGAAGAGAACGCGGCGUUGGCGGACGAUCUCGCCCAGAGAUCCGAGGCUUACGCGGCCGUGAAGAAAGCCGCAGACGACGUGAUCAGCAAGGCUGGUAACAGGGCCGAUCCGGCGGUGAAAGACAUCAAGCGCAAGUUAGAAAAGCUUAAUAAAUUAUGGAGCGAUGUGCAAAAGGCCACGACCGACCGCGGCCACACCUUGGACGACACCUUGAUCGUUGCUGAGAAGUUUUGGGCUGAGUUGAAUGGCGUGAUGGCCACCCUGAGAGAACUACAGGAUGCGCUCGCUGGACAAGCGCCGCCGGCGGCACAACCGGCCGCUAUUCAGCAGCAGCAAGUGGCAUUGCAAGAGAUCAGGCAAGAGAUCGACCAGACCAAACCGGACGUCGAGCAAGUCCGUGCGUCUGGACACGAAUUGAUGGGCCUGUGUGGCGAACCGGACAAACCCGAAGUACGAAAACACAUCGAGGACUUGGAUCAGGCCUGGGACAAUGUGACUGCGCUAUAUGCCAGGCGCGAGGAGAACCUCAUCGACGCUAUGGAGAAAGCGAUGGAGUUUCACGAAACGUUGCAGAAUCUGUUGGAGUUCUUGCAAGAAGCCGAGGACCGAUUUGCCGACAUGGGUCCGCUCGGCAGCGAUAUCGAUGAGGUGAAGAAGCAGAUCAAACAGUUGGCCAACUUCAAAGCCGAAGUGGAUCCACACAUGGUGAAAGUCGAGGCCUUGAACAGGAGUCUGACAAGGCAAGCAGCCGAAUUGACAGAAAGAACAUCCUCAGAACAAGCGGCAGCUAUCAAGGAGCCCCUUGGUGCGGUGAACAAACGAUGGGAUGGAUUACUGAGGGGUCUCGUGGAGAGACAACGAUUACUGGAGAAUGCAUUAUUGCGUCUCGGCCAAUUCCAGCACGCUUUAGAUGAACUCUUGGUAUGGAUCGAGAAGACUGACAAGACUCUGGACAAUCUGAAACCGGUAGCCGGCGAUCCGCAAGUGAUCGAGGUUGAGUUGGCCAAAUUGAAGGUGUUGGUGAACGACAUACAAGCACAUCAGACGAGCGUCGACACCCUCAACGAUGCCGGACGUCAACUGAUCGAAGAUGGCAAGGGCACCGCCGAAGCGUCUACCACAGCUGACAAAUUGGGCACUCUGAAUCGCCGUUGGCGCGAUCUGCUGCAGCGCGCUGCCGAUCGUCAACGAGAGUUGGAGGAUGCUCUACGAGAGGCGCAAUCCUUUACUGCCGAGAUACAAGACUUGCUAUCGUGGUUAGGUGACGUAGAUAACAUGAUAGUGGCAUCUAAACCUGUUGGUGGACUGCCUGAGACCGCAUCUGAACAGCUAGAACGCUUCAUGGAAGUGUACAAUGAACUGGAACAGAAUCGUCCGAAAGUCGAGACGGUAUUGCAACAAGGACAGGAGUACCUGAAGAGAGCGGAUACGAGCAGUGCCGGCGGACUAAAUCACAAUCUGCGAACUUUGAAGCAGAAAUGGGACAACGUAAUUUCGCGUGCCAGUGACAAAAAGAUAAAGCUGGAGAUCGCUCUGAAAGAAGCUACCGAAUUCCAUGAUGCGUUACAAGCGUUUAUGACCUGGUUGACUAACGCUGAGAAGAUUUUAACGAAUCUUAAGCCCGUCUCAAGGGUCAUGGAGACCAUACUUCAGCAGAUCGAAGAACACAAAGCGUUCCAGAAGGAUGUCGGCGUUCAUCGAGAGACCAUGCUGAAUCUCGAUAAGAAGGGAACUCACCUCAAAUACUUCUCCCAGAAACAGGAUGUGAUUCUCAUAAGGAACUUGCUCGUGAGCGUGCAGCACAGAUGGGAACGAGUGGUCUCCAAGUCAGCCGAGAGAACGAGGGCUUUGGAUCACGGUUACAAGGAGGCCCGAGAAUUCCACGAUACGUGGUCGAAUCUGAUGAACUGGCUGGAUGAGACUGAGAGGACGCUGGACGAAGUCGCCGCAGACGGACUCGGUGGUAAUGAUCCAGACAAGAUCAAGUCGCGCCUGAACAAACAUCGUGAGAUACAGAAAGCGUUGAGCGCCAAGCAGAGCACAUACGACACUACCAUGAAGAACGGCAAAGUGCUUAAAGACAAGGCGCCGAAGAGUGACGAACCCGCGUUGCGUGAACUGUUGAAUGAAUUGAAGAACAAGUGGACUACGGUCUGCGGAAAAUGUGUAGACAGACAGAGGAAGUUAGAGGAAGCAUUGUUGUUCUCCGGACAAUUCAAGGACGCGAUUCAAGCAUUAUUGGAAUGGCUAAGCAAGACUGAGAAGUACUUGGCCAACACUGGACCGCUCUAUGGCGAUUUGGAUACGGUAACUAAUCUGGUAGAGCAGCACAAGACUUUCGAAAAAGACCUGGAGUCUCGCGCCUCGCAAAUGGAAUCUGUCAUCAAGACGGGUCGCGAGCUAGAGUCCAAAGCCAGCAUUGAGGACGCAUCGAUGAUCCGAUCGCAGUUGUCCGAACUAAACAGUCUUUGGGACAGAGUCACUAGUCUUUCGUCGAAGAAGUCUUCAUUAUUGGAAGAAGCUCUCAGGGAAGCCGAGCGGCUACACAAAGCUGUCCAUGUAUUACUGGAAUGGCUGAGCGAUGCGGAGAUGAAAUUACGAUUCGCCGGACCUCUGCCAGAGGACGAGCAGGAGAGCAGGAACCAGUUGAUGGAGCACUCGCGAUUUCUACGCGAAUUGCAAGCUAAGGAAAUCGAGAAGGAUAACACAUUGGAGUUGGCGCAUAUCAUUCUCGGAAAGGCACAUCCCGAUGGUGCAGCUGUUAUCAAACAUUGGAUCACGAUUAUCCAGUCCAGGUGGGAGGAAGUAGCGACAUGGGCUUACCAGAGAAAUCAAAGACUGGAAAAUCAUAUGCAGGGACUACAGGAUCUUGACAAUCUACUUGAGGAACUAUUGGCUUGGCUCGAAGGUUUGGAGAAUACUUUGAACGCCUUAGAAGCAGAACCUUUGCCCGACGAUCGGGCUACACUCGAGAUGCUCAUCGCCGAUCAUAGAGAGUUCAUGGAGAAUACCAGCCGAAGACAGAACGAGGUUGAUCGCGUAUGCAAGGCUCGACAAAUUAAGCCGAUAAAGGAUACAAGAAAGAUAUCGAAAGUUAAAUCACCAGCACCUAUUAAGGAUCACUAUCAGGAUAGCGAGCAUGAGCAGCCUCAACCUCGUAAACAAAGCCGAGGCAGCCCAGGUCGUGACAGAACUCCAGACCUUUCAUUGCCGCACAUCGGUCCACGCUUCCCACCCAAAGGAAGCAAAGGAGCCGAACCGGAAUUCCGUAGUCCGAGAGUUAAGCUGCUCUGGGAUAAAUGGCGCCACGUUUGGAUGCUAGCAUGGGAACGUCAACGUCGGCUGCAGGACAAGUAUAAUUACAUUCAAGAGUUGGAUCGUGUCGCCAACUUUAGUUGGGAAGAUUGGCGCAAACGGUUCCUGAAGUUCAUGAAUCAUAAGAAAUCCAGGCUGACCGACCUAUUCCGAAAAAUGGAUAAGAAUAAUGACGGGCUGAUUCCGAGAGAGGACUUCAUUCAAGGAAUUAUGAACACCAAAUUCGAGACCUCUCGUCUGGAGAUGGGCGCCGUUGCCGAUCUAUUCGAUCGUCAUGGUGAAGGUCUCAUAGACUGGAAAGAAUUCAUUGCCGCUCUGCGACCCGAUUGGGAAGAACGGCGAACGUAUAACGACACGGACAAAAUACAUGACGAGGUCAAACGACUGGUCAUGCUGUGCACCUGUCGCCAAAAGUUCCGAGUUUUCCAAGUUGGCGAAGGAAAGUACAGGUUCGGUGAUAGCCAGAAGCUACGAUUGGUUCGAAUCCUGCGCUCCACCGUCAUGGUGCGCGUUGGUGGAGGCUGGGUAGCGCUAGACGAAUUCCUACUGAAGAACGACCCGUGCCGCGUUUUUCUAAUGCCAAUACCGGAUCCUAACAAACCGGAACAACAUGAGGGUUGGUGUCCGCUCGCCAAGGGAAGAACGAAUAUCGAGCUGCGGGAGCAAUUCAUACUGGCGGAUGGUGUUAGCCAGACUAUGACGGCCUUCCGAUCCAAGCCGAGCCCGACCUCGACGUUGCAGCGUACGCAAAUGUCCUCCACCAAUGCCGGACCGAUCACCAAGGUAAGAGAACGCAGCGCUCGCAGUGUACCUAUGGGUCAAUCGCGAGCUUCGCGCUCAUCCUUGAGCGCCGGCACGCCGGACAGCCUUAGCGACAACGAAAGUUCCUUCAAGAUAUCCGCUAGGAAAACCAGCACGCCUUACAGAUCUACUGUGACGCCCGGUGGUAGCCGUCCAUCCAGCAGGCCAACCUCAAGACCUGCCUCACGACCUGCCAGUAGGCCGAACAGCCGACCUGCGUCGAGACAAGGAAGCAAACCACCUAGUCGUUAUGGAUCUACGCAAUCAUUGGACGACGAUUCGUGCACCCCGAGUCGCAUUCCACGAAGGACCAUCGUGGGCUCCGGCAAUACUCCGACGUCCAGCAGGCACAACAGCAUAUCCGGCAGGAAGCUCGCGACUCCGAUGAACGGCUCGAGCUCUCGACCUCGCACCCCUACCGGAUUGGUUAGCCCCGCAAGUGGGGUGCCUUCCAGGUUUGGCUCAAUCCAUAGAGCUUCGAGCAUUCCAACCCUGACUGGUGUCGGAACACCGAUCAGCCGCUCUAGGAUACCCGUAUAUGUGGGGGUGGAUAUAAAAUCUCCUCAGUCGACCACCAGCAAUAUGUCGACUCAUUCAACCCAAAGCAACCAUUCUACGAUCUCUACUGAUUCCACUGGGAGCAGUUCCGUGUGUACAAAUUCAGCGACUAACAUACCAUCAGCCGUUAAACAAACUAGGGUACGCACACCGUCCAGUGGAUCUAGCACGCCGUUGCCGCCGUCCUCGAAAUUAUCGAGGAAACCCUCCGGAGCAUCCGACACGUCCGUGUCGGGCACCGCUUCGAGCGCGAGGAAAGGAAAGCCCACGCCAAUUGAACAACGCGCGCCGUUCCGAUUGUAAUAGCUUAUUAACGGAUAAACACAUAGCUUGUAAAACCCGCGUUACUAUAUAUCAAAACGAGAAAAUAAAUAUAAAACGUCCCCGUCGCAGACUUAAGGAAGAUUGCAUGGGUAUUACAGGGAACAUAUGAAUAUAUAGUUGUUAUGUUGCAUUAUCAAGGGGAGAGAAAGAGAAACAGGAGUGGAUGUAAUAUGUGGAUGAUAUGCUAAAUCGACCAGAUUUCAUUUGGAGGCAAAUGACGAAUCUAUAAAUUACGACACGGCUUUUUUUAUCAUUUCUGAGUUCCGCCAAGUACGGAAUGCCAUUAAAUUUCCGGAUACCAAUGUGAGUAUUUGAUACUCUCUUUAGAAUAAGGGAUUAUGUGAACAGUUGGGGAAGUUUAUUUAUUUCGUGCUCGUUAGAAAGUGCUUGAAAAGCGUUUACCUUCAUAGUCUAUAAUAUAACGCAUAACGGCGAAAUAAAUUAUUGUUAUUAUGAAUAUCUUAACCUAAGUAUUACCGAAAAAGAGUGCAGGGUAAUGCUCCGUAACUGAAAAUAUUCCGACGAGGUAUCUGACGUGUCCUCGCCGCUUCUCUCGAUAAGGACAAUACUACUAAAAAAAAAAAAGUUUUAGCAUAAAAGGAUCAGCAUUAUAUGUAUUAUAAUUACGCUUAUGUUUGAAAUAUGAUUAGAUAUGCCUGUAAUUACUUUUAUAAUUUAGCAUAGUUCGCUCAUCUGUCGCGCGCAUGCUAUUGCGUAUUUUAUACAUCGCGUAAACAUCGAGGGUUUUCUCGAUACAAUUUUUGAGCUAAAUAUUUCAGCUAUAUGUAUACUCAAUCACAUAUUAAUUUAUUUAAUAUUUUCUGCUUGAUUUAUGUGUUAGUCAUUAACGUGUCUAACGCGCAUUUGUUGAGAAAAAGUGGAGAAAUAUUGUGUUCUUUACGAAUUAUAAUCCGACAUUAAUUUCUAUACAUUUACCGUUUCGCAAAUUAUACCAUAUAUAUUUGAUUCAUGCGUAUAAGAGCAUUAUUAAUAUUAGAUAUAGAUUUUUAUUUUAUUUUAAAGUUUUAAUUUUAAAGUUAUACGAUUAUGUAGUAAAGAAAAUGUUAUAUUCAUGAAGCAUGUAAAAGAAAGGGAUAGCAUGAAUCAUAAUUAAUUAUGGAAUUUUUUCAAGGUAAAAAACAUAAUUUAGGCCUAUUUAUGUUUUUUUUGCGAAACGGAAUAUUUUUAGCAAUUUUUGUGAAGAAAUUGCGAGAUUGUAAUCAAAUCUAGUUUAUGACUACGCACAAAUUUAAUGCGCGGUUCGCUUUUGUUACGCGUUUGCGAUUCGAUGCGUAUAUCGAUAUUGCGAACGAGAGAUUUAAGGUUUUGAGUAGCGGGGGAGGGGGGAGACAUACCUAACAGCAUUGAUAUAUUAAAAGGAGUUACACUUGUGAAUAAUUCAGUAAAAUAUAUUCCUUUGCGCAAAGUGGCCUGUUAGGUGACGGGUGGAUAAAAAACAAAACUCUGAAAAAAGACAUUUCCAUAUUUUUUUUUACACACAUUAUAUAUAUACAUAUACUUUUAGAUGCGAUUAAUGUAACGACGUGACUCGCUGCCUGUUUAUAAAUAUUACGUAAUGCGAUUAAUCUAUUAACAACUUCUCAAUUUUUGUUUCUUUUUUUCACUUACCGAGAAGUGCUCUAUCGAUGCUAAUAACAAUUAUCAUUAUGAAAAUGAUGAUGAUGACGUAGUGGUAAAGAGAAAUAUAACAGACACACGCACACGCAUAAGAAAGCAAAAAAGAAAAUAUAUUCUCGACCCAUUUCUUUUCUAUUUUUUAUUUCCGUGGCGACUGUUGCACACUAUGUAAAUGUAAAAAGAAUGUAAAUAUAACAUUGGCGCAACAAUGUUGUGUGACUCGUACACGCGUGCGCAUGUUCUUCUCUUCACGAUCGUAUUUUCUAAUCGAAAUCGCGGUUUUCGCGGUGAAAAGGAAUCCUAUCGAUUGCUUACGUGUUCUCCCGGUCAAUGCCUAAAUUAACCCUCGAGCGGCCGCGUCUGAAAAAAGAAGACGAGUGGGCGUGUUGCCGCGCGUUACCUACCGUGCUCUCGUUGAGAUAUCGGUUAUGAAAUUUCCUCAAAUAAAUCACCGGUGCGUGCUUUAUAUUUUCGUGACGUUCGUCGAAAGCGCGAGACCACAAGCAAAGCGACCGGAGCUCACUGCAUGCAAGUCCUGAUUUCACCGUCGAGAGCGAAACAUCGAAAGGAGAACACAUACCACAUGUGGGACAAUGUGUGCUCGUCGUCUGCGUGUGUUCCAGGGUUAAACAUAGCUACUUAGCCACAUAGCGAUACUGAUAGGGUUUUCCCGAACGGGAAUAAUACGUCAGCUCCGAUCCUCCAGUGUCAAUUUACAGACGCGAUGUGUAAUAUAUCAAGCCGAUAGGUUUCGGGAGAAUUCGGUGUGGAAGAGCCGACAGCUUUGUGCAUGCUCCGCUGAUAAGGCUUACGAAGUAUCUUUCGGCAUGGUGCUCCGAUGCGCGUGGUCUGUAAUAGACAUGUAAUUUAUACGAGAGGAUACGUCCCACGCAGGGGAAUAGUUGGAACGAUUUCUGCCGCAAUUUUUAUAACGCUCCGGACUUAUCCUUCUUGACAUGCGUAACCGCGCGCUUGAAUUGGCUGUUGAUCGUUGUUGUAGCUGGUAUAAAUGCGUUUCUGCUGAAGCCCGAGAACGAGAAACAACAGGAAUAUACGUAUAUCGGUGGUGUAUGUGUCUCGUGCGUGUGUGUGCAUGAUGUGUGAGAGAAAAAGAAAGAGAGAGAGAGAGAGAGAGAGAAAAUCACGUUGUCAAAGGAUGUGUAAAGUAUCAAAGUGAUGUUUCUCUACCAUAA
This is a messenger RNA of Odontomachus brunneus, 30405 nucleotides long. It is a transcript of the gene shot, whose product is annotated as microtubule-actin cross-linking factor 1. The transcript has 46 exons. The record is from RefSeq and is a predicted model, not a curated record. Gene Ontology annotation, cellular component: intermediate filament; cytoplasm; membrane. Gene Ontology annotation, biological process: intermediate filament cytoskeleton organization; wound healing. Gene Ontology annotation, molecular function: microtubule binding; calcium ion binding; structural molecule activity. Lineage: Eukaryota; Metazoa; Arthropoda; Insecta; Hymenoptera; Formicidae. The coding region runs from base 1544 to 27553 and encodes 8669 amino acids.